AGGCAAAGGUGAAACCAAAUUCUUGUUGCUUUUCUCUGUAAUAAUGUCUUCAGAGGAUACUACGGCUAAAGUCGGCAGCAUGAGCAUUACUGACAUGUAACGAAAUUGAUGAUGAGACGUUCCUGCCUGUCACUAAUAAUAAAAUCAUCCAGUUCACUAAAGUGCACUGCACAAUCUAUGACAACUCUCUGCAUAAGAAACACCUCUUUUCAUCCUCCUAAACCCUUGAACAGAAAUCUGGGUUUAAAGUUUAGACAGUGCUUUAAGAAAUUUAGUGGAGUUAACAUGCUAGAUAUAUUGUAUUCAUCUGAGAAGUUUGGAUGUGAUGAUAGUGGUGAUGGAACGGAAGGAAAACCAUUUAAAACUGUUUUAAAAACAAUGAAAUUUUAUGGAAAAGAACCUUUUCCCAAGAUAAUGGUUGAUAGUAAAGAGGAAGGCAAGAAAUUUGAGGAAAUUGCCAAGGCACAGCUGAAGAAAGUGACAAAGAUAUUUCAACAAGAACAAAGAAAAUCAGAAAAGCGAGAAGAGAAAGAGGCAGAGAAAGCAGAACAGCGUGCGAAGAAUCUCGAAGAAGCCAAACAGAUUGUUAUUGAGGAGGAUUCCUCUUUGCCCAAAGCACUGAAGAUAAAAAUAAGAGAUGCCGCAAACCACCGCGAUCAACGCGUCAAGAUUCAAGCUUGGGUUCACCGUAUAAGGCGACAAGGCAAAACCUUGAUGUUUCUUGUUUUGAGAGAUGGUACUGGAUUUCUUCAAUGCGUUCUGUCAGACAAACUGUGUCAAACGUACGAUGCUUUGCUGUUGUCUACUGAAUCAACUGUCACUCUUUAUGGGGUCAUCUCUGCAGUACCCGAAGGAAAAUCGGCACCUGGUGGACAUGAGAUGAAGGUUGAUUUCUGGGAGCUGAUGGGUUUGGCUCCAGCAGGCGGUGCUGACGCCAUCAUGAAUGCAGAAUCUGGUGUCGAUACACAACUGGACCAGCGCCACAUCUUAAUGCGGGGUGAAACGAUUUCGAAAGUAAUGAAAAUGAGGGCAAUUGUUUCGCAAUGUUUCCGUCAGCAUUAUAUUGACCGAGGAUACUUCGAGGUCAACCCACCCACUUUGGUUCAGACGCAGGUUGAAGGUGGAUCGACUCUGUUCAAAUUUAACUAUUUUGGGGACGACGCCUACCUAACUCAAUCAUCUCAACUGUAUUUGGAAACUGCUUUACCGUCUUUGGGUGAUGUCUUCUGCCUGGCGCAGUCAUACAGAGCUGAACAGUCAAAAACUAGAAGACAUUUGUCUGAAUACACUCAUGUUGAAGCAGAAUGUCCCUUCAUUACCUUCGAAGACCUUCUGGAUAGAAUUGAAGAUCUGGCCUGUGAUGUUGUUGAUCGUGUUUUGAAGUCACCUUACAAGGAUCUUCUGUACGAACUCAAUCCGGACUUUAAACCACCAAAGAAGCCUUUUAAACGAAUGAACUACACUGACGCUAUAGUAUAUUUGAAAGAACAUGACAUCCGCAAAGACGAUGGAACCUUCUAUGAAUUUGGUGAGGAUAUCCCAGAAGCACCCGAGAGGAAGAUGACAGAUCAGAUCAACGAGCCUAUAUUCCUUUGUCGUUUCCCAACGGAAAUAAAGUCAUUUUACAUGCAACGAUGCCCCGAAGACAGAAGACUUACAGAAUCUGUCGACUUGUUGAUGCCAAAUGUUGGUGAAAUCGUUGGAGGUUCAAUGAGAAUUUGGCAAUAUGAUGAAUUGCUGGAAGGCUACAAGCGUGAAGGCAUUGAUCCAACACCAUAUUACUGGUACACAGAUCAGCGUAAGUUUGGCACAUGUCCCCAUGGGGGUUAUGGCCUGGGUUUGGAGCGAUACCUCUGUUGGCUUUUGAACAGAAUGCAUAUUAGAGAUGUCUGUAUGUACCCGAGGUUCACUGGACGAUGCCGACCUUGAAAAAACAGCUCAAGUCACAUCCAAAAUAUUCAAUACAAGUUGUAUUAUUUAGGAAAUUCUAUAGGAAUGAAUAUUUUCAAUAAAUCUCAUCUCUCAAUCU
Messenger RNA from Dendronephthya gigantea, 2029 nucleotides. RefSeq names its product asparagine--tRNA ligase, cytoplasmic-like. Gene Ontology annotation, molecular function: nucleic acid binding; asparagine-tRNA ligase activity; ATP binding. The record is from RefSeq and is a predicted model, not a curated record. NCBI's taxonomy places the organism in Eukaryota, Metazoa, Cnidaria, Anthozoa, Malacalcyonacea, Nephtheidae. Gene Ontology annotation, cellular component: cytoplasm. The transcript has 24 exons. Bases 109 to 1929 code for a protein of 606 amino acids. Gene Ontology annotation, biological process: asparaginyl-tRNA aminoacylation.